Callorhinchus milii (elephant shark) is the source of this 4272-nucleotide messenger RNA. RefSeq names its product ER membrane protein complex subunit 1-like. NCBI's taxonomy places the organism in Eukaryota, Metazoa, Chordata, Chondrichthyes, Chimaeriformes, Callorhinchidae. The record is from RefSeq and is a predicted model, not a curated record. The transcript is spliced from 20 exons. Gene Ontology annotation, cellular component: EMC complex. Gene Ontology annotation, biological process: protein folding in endoplasmic reticulum. The coding region runs from base 1 to 2655 and encodes 884 amino acids.
AUGGGCGGGGCCGGGGGCGGGGCCAUGGGCGGGGCCGGGGCAGCAGCAACAAGCAACGGACACAGUGACAGAUUACCUCAGGAUGUCCUCUCGAAGGAUACGAACAUUGGGGGAUUGAACUGGGAGUUUCUGCUGGAACCUGGCAGUUUUCAGACGGGCUGUUUGGUCGUCUCUGCAGAAGGAGUAAGAUUUAUCGCAAUCGUCAAGAAAGAGUCCAUUUCGCUCCAUUAUCUCUCAAACGGACAUCAGAAAUGGACGGAGGCUCUACCGGACAGUGAGGGUAUCCAUUAUGAGUUGGUGUAUUCAGGAGGAGAUGAUGCUGUGCAUCUGGUAGGAGUGGUUUCUCGUUCUCAACUCCACAUCACUACGUAUGAUGUCGCUGAUGGCAAGGUCGUCCGUCAGAUUUCCUUCGAAACCUCCUGGAUCCAGCACCUGAAGGACCUUUGUGGGGUUAUUGGGGAAGGAAUCCUGGCUUGUGUGGACUCGGAAUCCCACUCCCUUCAUCUCCUGCCUCUGCAAUCAGACCAGGAGCCUGUGCAGAUUGCACUGCAGUCUCUGGAUCUGAAGCUGGAUGAAGGGUUUAAGGGAAAGAUUGUCACCACACAGCCAUCACCAAUGGGGGCUGCUGGAGCUCAGUUCUUCCUGCAUUUAUCAGACACCAACGGUGUGCUGCUGCAGCUCCGCCACAUGGCGCUCAGCUCUCUGCGCAAGUUUGUCCAGGCUUCACUGAUGUCUUUCGCUACGACUGGUGAUAAAACAGUGGCGGCUGUGAUGACAGCUAAGAACAGAACGGCUUUCAGCAUUAACCUGUACUCAGCAGAGAAUGGCCGAUGGUUACUGGAUACGGCCAUGGACUUUUCCCUGAACCCACAUGUUGGCAGCCCUGAGCAGCUCUACAUUCAACCAUUUCUGAAGAAAGAUGAUUCUGUGGGAUACCGGGCUCUGCUCCAGACCAUCGACCACACCCUUACCUACAUUCAACAGCCAGGUCGCAUUGUCUGGACACGGGAAGAGGCGUUGGCAGAAGUUGUUACGAUGGAGAUGGUGGAUCUGCCUCUGACGGGAACGCAGGCCGAGCUGGAGGGCGAGUUUGGCAAGAAAGCAGAUGGCCCAAUGGGAAUGUUUAUGAAGCGGAUUUCGUCCCAGCUGGUUCUGCUGCAGGCCUGGUGCUAUCAGCUGCUGAAGAUGUUCUAUGAUGCGCGGAAACCUCGCAGCCAAUCAAAGAACGAAAUCACCAUUGAGAACCUGGCUCGAGAUGAGUUUAACCUGCAGAAGAUGAUGGUGAUGGUGACGGCAUGUGGGAAGCUCUUUGGGAUUGACAGCAGCUCAGGGACCAUCCUAUGGAAGCAUUACUUGGAGAACGUGAAGCCCGGAUCCUCCUUCAAACUGGCUGUCCAGCGAACGACAGCUCACUUCCCUCACCCCCCCCAGUGCACGCUGAUCAUCAAAGACAAGGAAACUGGAUUGAGUUCUCUCCAUGUCUUUAACCCAAUCUUUGGCAAGCGAAGUUAUGUAACCCCCCCAGCGCUGGACCGGCCCAUCCUUCAGUCCCUGCUGCUGCCUAUCGUGGACCAAGAUUACGCCAAAGUGCUGCUGCUGAUUGACGCUGAACACAAGGUGACAGCCUUUCCCUCCAGUAGGAAUAUCCUGCAGCAGCUCCAGACCUCUGCCUCUGUUAUUUACUUCUAUCUGGUCGACCCGGUGCAGGGCAAACUAAACGGCUUCCACCUGCGCGAGGACUUUGGAACCGAGGAGAUUUGGGAGGUGGCGAUUCCGACAGAGACUCAGAGAAUAGUGACUGUCAAAGGGAAACGCUCCAACGAACAUGUGCACUCACAGGGCCGUGUCAUGGGGGAUCGCAGUGUCCUGUACAAGUAUCUGAACCCCAAUCUGCUGGCAGUCAUCACAGAGAGCACCGACACGCACCAGGAACGAGCCUUCAUCUGCAUCUACCUCAUUGAUGGCGUGACCGGGCGCAUCAUCCACCAGUCUGUGCAGCGCAAAGCAAGAGGUCCUGUGUACGUGGUGCACUCCGAGAAUUGGCUGGUGUACCAGUACUGGAAUACCAAGUCCCGAAGGAACGAGAUGACAGUGUUGGAACUGUACGAGGGGACCGAGCAGUACAACAGCACAGCCUUCAGCUCACUGGACCGGCCACUCUCCCCCAUCAUCUUCCAGCAAUCUUACAUCUUCCCCUCGGCCAUCAACCUGGUGGAGGCCACUAUCACAGAGAAAGGGAUCACCAGCCGCCACCUGUUGAUUGGGCUUCACUCUGGAGGAAUCCUCUCCUUACCUAAAGCGUUUCUGGAUCCUCGACGUCCAGAGGUUCCUUCUGAGCAAAGCCGGGAGGAGAAUCUAAUUCCGUAUGCUCCUGAACUGCCCAUCCGAUCGGAAUGGUUCAUCAACUACAAUCAGUCUGUGUCACGAGUGAGGGGGAUUCACACGGCACCCUCCGGCCUGGAGUCCACCUGCCUGGUUGUCGCUUAUGGUCUCGACAUCUUCCAGACUCGUGUUUAUCCCUCGAAGCAGUUUGAUGUUCUGAAAGACGACUAUGACUAUGUGUUGAUCAGCAGUGUUCUCUUCGGUCUGGUCUUUACCACCAUGAUCACCAAGCGGCUCGCCCAGGUUAAGCUCCUGAACAGGGCCUGGCGAUAGCAGCUACUGGGACAUGAAAGGGGGGAAGGGGAAAAAGAAACAUUGUCCCAUGGAUUGAAUGCGAAGAUGGAGAUGCAAAGGUUUUGGGGGACAAGCCAAGUAGCGAGACUGGAGUGUCAGCGCCGGGGCUCAUUUGUUUUCUGCGGGUAUUUAUUUUGAAGACUGUCAUGACUAGAAAGUGGACAUUUUGAUUAAAUAAAAUUGGCUUCAGGAUUUUCACUGCAAUCAGCAGUGGUCCCUCACACACAUUGUUCAGAGCAAACACUUUUGUUUCUUUUUUUGGUUAGAAAGUUAUUUUCCCAUUUGAAAUUGUAAUGACGGAUGUAGAUAGAGCCACCCUUAUGAUUGACAGGAGGCCAAGUGGCUGCUAAUGUGUUUAGCCUGGAAGCGGCGACUGCAAACUGGAGCCUUGCCUUUUAAAUUGUAAUUUUACUCCUAAAGUCUGUAUCUGUCUUACCUGGGAAUCCUACAUCCAGGCAUCCUGUUGCAGAGGAUUCUUGUACCGAGACUUGCUUAAGUGCGAGACACCUGGGUUCAAUUCCAGGCAGAGGGCGAAACCUUGGGCAAGUUUCCUUACUCCACACAGAGCCUAAUAAUAAUCCCUCCAAAACAAAAACAAUAAUAAAUUGGUCACUCAAUCCACGACUGUUUGUGGGACGUUGCUGUGCGCAAUUGGCUGCCGCGUUUUCCCCACAAACAUAUGGUCAAUUCACUUUACAGUCUAUUCUGUGAAGCGCUUUGAGACGUUGAGAAGACGUGAAAAGCGCUGUAUCAAAUGCAAGGAUUAUUAUAUUAUUAUAAGUACUACAACUUGUGCCACUGAUUGUGAAGUGAGCGUCUGGUCCUCUGCAAUACCAGGUUACCUGGUCUGGGCUCGGCAGCCUCCUGAAUUCCUAACUACAGCGGUUUCCAUUCCAAUAGCCAAUGGGGCUUUUACUUGUGUUCUUCUGCUGUCCUUCGCUGACCGUGUUUGUUACGAUCGAAACUGAUUGUGGACAUAAAGCUGAUUGUUCAAUUUGCAGUUCUGAACAACCUUGUUUUACGAGUUAAUUUCACAGGGUCACUGUGAGGUUUGUUCCUUUGUGGACACUUAAAUCUACCCCAAAUUUUAAAUACAAAGCGAGUUCUAAUAAAUUUGUGAGAAAAGGGAUGGUUAAGUUUUUUUUAGUUCCUGAUUAAUAUGUGUACUUAAUUGCUGAGAAAAUAUAUUUGGGAUUUAGACUUUAUUUUAAUGUGCAACUGAUGAGAUUGGUUUAACCUAGGAUUAAAGACAGAUCUAUGUGAUUAUCUAGGAGUCUAAUUAUGUGCCUGCGAUUCGGGUUUAUGAGCUGGUAAGAGAAUAUGUUGAGUUGCUCUAAAAGUACAUGUAGUGUCAACAUGAGGGAUAUACAAAUAUUGCUGUGAGGAGAAAUGCAGUUGUGCUCUUACAGUUAGUAAAUGUUACCUGGAAAUGACUGGAAUUUGAGGAUUUUCUUGAUUUUAACCUCAGUGUCCCCAAACAUUGCAAGUUCACAACAGAAAACUUGAAACCACUGCAUUAAACCUUUUAAAUAGAAAACAAUUUGUUUCCUGAGUUGUUAAUGUUUCUGAAUACCACUGAAUAAACAAUUACUGUGA